Messenger RNA from Paramecium tetraurelia, 1036 nucleotides. RefSeq lists its product as uncharacterized. NCBI's taxonomy places the organism in Eukaryota, Ciliophora, Oligohymenophorea, Peniculida, Parameciidae. The record is from RefSeq and is a predicted model, not a curated record. Gene Ontology annotation, molecular function: RNA polymerase II cis-regulatory region sequence-specific DNA binding; DNA-binding transcription factor activity, RNA polymerase II-specific. The transcript has 4 exons. Gene Ontology annotation, cellular component: nucleus. Gene Ontology annotation, biological process: regulation of DNA-templated transcription.
AUGAGUAGACAAAGGGUAAACUCCAAGUCCCCCACUGUAAAUAAGUAGAUUAGGAAACAUAGUAAGGAUUCAGAUUCAAGUUCUUCAGAAAGAAGGUAUGGAAAAUUUUGGAAACCCAAUGAGGAUGCUCUUUUGAUUGAAUUGCACUCUAAAUAUAAUGGCAACUGGCGUUUAAUAGCAGAGGAAAUCCCUGGGAGGAACUUAAGUCAAUGUUAACAAAGGUGGAAACGCAUUAAUCCAAAUAAGACUAAAUUACGCAAGUAGUGGAGUGAUGAAGAGGACAAACGUGUGAUUCUGUUUGUUCAAUAAUAUGGUCGGAAUUGGAAAGUUAUUGAAGGAUUCAUGGAAGGCAGAUCGAGUAAAUAGAUCAGAGAACGAUUUUUAAAUAAUUUGGAUCCGGAGAUCAAUCAUUAAAAAUUCACGCCUUUGGAAGAUAAAAUAAUUUUAGAAUAGUAUCGGAUAUAUGGACCAAAAUGGAGUGAGAUUGCAAAGAUGUUGGAUAGAAGACCAGAAAAUUAAGUGAAGAAUAGAUUUUAUUCGUUUAUUAAGAGAGUGCACAUGUUGGAAGAGAGAUCGGAUGAUGAUGACGAUGAUGGGGAUUCUUCGUUUUCUGAAUAACCUAAAAUUCCACAACCAAUUCCAAUUUAUCAACCUUUAGAGACUAUUUAAUCAAUCAAGGAGGAACAUGACAAUACUAAGAAUGAUUCGAUGAGGAAUGAUUCAUUUAUGAAUAUCCAGAAUCGGACUCCUUCAAAUAGAAUUCAGCCUUCAAUUAACUUAAUUUAAGGAUUGGAUUCUUUUGAUUCAAAACAAUUCGAAGGCAUUCAUUCCCAAGAUAUUUCUCCCUUCCACCAGAGAAGAAUACUUAUGGACUACAGUCCUAUCAAUUUUGAGUAUGCUCAUCACCAUCAUCCAAAUUUCGAUAUUGUGUAAGAGGAUGUGAAGGAAUUGAGGAAUUAGAUAGAAUGUAUUAGCUUAGAAAAGAUCAAUUGAUAUAUUUAUUUAUUUAUUCCUUUUAGCAGAAAUAAUGCUUAUU